AUGUAUUUUUUUUUCAAGAGAAGUCAUCAAAACCGACAAAUAGUUGAAAGAUCACCUACUACAAUUCCAGACAUAGUGAUUGAAAGGAACGGAGAUUCCCAAUUCAAUUCUGGUCCUCUAUCGCUACCCUCCUCAAGGAAUCACAAGCACAAAAGAGACAAAAAAGUUCGCGUGCAAUCAACAACCUCCAUUCAGAAUGGGCUGGAAGGAGUUUUCAAAAUCAACCGUAGUAAAAACAACCGUCGACUUAAUCUUACGUCUACUCCCAAUCAGCGGAAAAACUUAGUCCCUAAAGAAAAGCAAAACAUAAGAACAAAUGAUAGAGGCAUACCCCAUGAAAGGCAUUUCCCCAUCGAACCCGUUCAUGAAGAAAAGAAAGUUCAAGUAGAUCAAUUCGAUGAAGAGUACGAAGAUGAAAACGUUGAAGAAUCCUCUCAAGGUAGCAUUGCUCGCACGGAAAACAGAGCGUUCCAGGAUAUCCCAUCACUGGACACUUUUGUGGGAUUUGUUGACAGACAUAAUUCAUACGCGUUCCCGGAGAAGCAGCACCCACUGAAGCAGUGCUUUUACAACCCAUCAGGUUACGCAUGCUGCAACCGUAAUCUUAAUGACGAAAUUGUAAGGACGUAUGAGAACGACUUGUCGUUGCAGCAACUUGCUAGUGAUCCAACGUACAAUCCGUGCAACAUCCAGAAACUUGCAAAUUUACUCCAGCGAAACUGCUCACGCAGAUUUAAAAUGAGGUUCGAAACCAUCGUCGGUCUGAAUGACUAUGCCCAGCGUGUAAAUUUCAGAAAUGAUCUCGUGUGCAAGGUCGAACUGGCUGGAAGGUAUAUGCUCGCUUACGCAACUCCGCAACAGGGUGGAAGCAGAGCAAGACGUGAUGAUCCUGUUGUACAGGUGGAAGGGUCCUCGUCUGAAGGACUACUCGCCGCGGAAAGCUCGACGACUCAUUCACUUCUGAUUUGA
Necator americanus (New World hookworm) is the source of this 969-nucleotide messenger RNA. RefSeq lists its product as uncharacterized. Lineage: Eukaryota; Metazoa; Nematoda; Chromadorea; Rhabditida; Ancylostomatidae. The transcript has 6 exons. The record is from RefSeq and is a predicted model, not a curated record. Bases 1 to 969 code for a protein of 322 amino acids.